ACGUCCAUGGUCACAUGUGUCCAAUCGGAAAACACGAAAACCACGAAAGCCGUUAUCCAGGUGGUUUGGGGAUUGGUGGGGACGGUGAAGGGUGUUCAGCUCGGGUUCCACGAAUCCGAAGGUGUGAUUUUAUGCUGCGGUGUAUGAAAAAUGCCUUGGUUUGUAUGAAUAUCAACUAAUGCAAUGUGCCCUCCUAUGAACAUUGUUUCCUGUGAACAGUCGCAUAAUGAUGUUAGCAAGAGAGGUCACUCGAGAACAGCAACGUCUAUGAUGUCUAUGGUAAAAACAAAAUAAAAAAAAAUAAAUAAAUAAAAGAGCACUUUGGAAGUUUGUCGGUUCGCCAUAUUGUCCGGUUAAGAAUGGCCUUUAGCCAGCACCAGUCUUUAAACAUAAGAUGAUAAGAUGUAAACACCCCCAUACACACUGUACAGUUCUUAGCUCCAUAUUUGUCCCAGUCAUGAUCGGACCUUCAUCACUCGGCAUUUUGGAACGGACUAACUUCACGCCAUAGUUCAAGAACUGACAAAAGAAAUGGCGGACUAACGAAGCUAAACAGAACCAGGGAGUACACGUAGUUGUGAAACGGGGUGGGUGUGUAAGUCAUAAAAUAUAUACAUCAUCAGCUCCCAAUAAGAUAUGCAGAGUUAUUGCCAUAAUAUUCUUGCUUCGAUUGCAGACACGGGCGACUGCUCGUCUCGUGACGCAGUCUGUCAAUAGUCACGUGACGCGAUAGGGGGUGAGGGGUGAUCAACAGACUAAUUAAACUGCACGUCUGUCAGCACCUGCGUGGCACACCGAUAUCAAACGUCUGUUACCCUCCAUGACGAAGAAUAGUAACUAUGGUGACGGAUAGAAGUACAUAUGAGACGACGACGAUGAUAACUAUAGCAAAGACGAUAUAGUAUUCUUGACAUUGAAAAAGUCUUUUACCUUUCUAUCUUUAUCGUGAUCGAGGUCGUAGUUUAACCCCUGACCUUUUCUAAAAUAACAGCCCGACACUGACAGAUGUACAUCAAACUUUAUAGCAGCUGAACUCGAAUCUGAGAAAAUCCAAAGGAGGAAAACAUCGAGAGGUCUUUUAUAAAAAUCCAGCAGCAAAAAAAAAAAAAAAAAAAAUUUAAAAACCACAGAGAGUUUUAAAUGUUAGAAUGAUUUAACAUAUAUAUAUACUUACUUUUUUAGAGUCGAUUCACGAUACAACAAAAUUGUACUAAAUGUAUACUAAGGCAGAAAAUGUUACCCCCUUCAAAAAAAAAAAAAAAAUAAUAAAAACAAAAAAUCGUAUAAUCGUAUGUGUAGUCAAUACGUGUGCUCUCACCAUCUUGGUGUCUUUAUCGUUAUGACAGUUUAUUUCUUGCCACACAGUCUAUUAGGUAAUUGUUAAUUUAAGCUCUGAUCUUUUAUUCUUGUAUCCCUCUAAUUCACAUCUACCCGUUUCCUCUUUGCUUAUCCAAUGUCCAACACAAAUAAUGUCAUUGUAUUGUCACUCUAGUUUUACAAUCCGUUUUUUUUUUUUUUGCUCGCUCUUCUCCUCUCUCUCUCUCUCUGUUUUGCUGAUCAAAUCCAUUCCCUCCCCCCAUCCUUGCUGUUGACCUCUCCUCUCUCUCCUCCUCCCCGGUUUCCAGUCGCUGUCUAUGUCUCUAAUCGUGUUCGUUCUCGUCCCCCAGAUUAAUAAAAUCGUUCAUUACAAUAUUUUCUCACACGAGCUCGCAUGCAGCAUAAGCGGCAGGACGACACAUUCCGGAGGCACAUGAGGGAACUCGAACACAGGCGUCACAGCUUCUUCGAUCAGCUCUUGACUGAGUUGUCCAUCUGUGCCGACAAUCAAUACAAGUUUGAUUACCGGGUCCGAACAAGCCUAUUGUAAAUCUGCUCCAAUUAAUUUGUUUCAGUAAUGGGAUGGGCUUCAUAAAGAGGACAGGUAUGCACAUUUCGGGGGUCAUUUCAACUGGCUUCGUGUUCCUUCCACAGACUUCUAGACCGUGGUUGUGAGUGGAAUCUGUUCUCGACAUUCCACUUGUCUGUGCUCUCGUGAAGUAGAAUCCGUGCUUCCAGGUUCAGAUGUCGUCUGCUUCGUAGAGAUUAUAAUUUCUGCUCAAACAAUAUUGGGGUUAAUGAUAAGUGAAUAUAGUAAGUCCUGCGUGAAGCUGAAGAUAAGCAACACGGAAUUUUGAUUAUUCAUCGAAGAGCCGCAUCCAGGUCCAAGUCGAGGCUUCUGCUUGACCGGGUGGACGUCAAAGCAUCAUUACAGGUGAUUUACAACUCUUACCUGUACCAGAACAGAUAGUUCUAAAUCAAGAGGAAUUUUUCUCUGAGGAACUUUUACGAUAAAAAAUUCUCUAACCUCAGAAACAGUUGAGUCUGCAAAGUGCAAGAUGGGACGUCGAGCUCUGGAGUCAACGGUCAGCCUGAUUGUGUCUGUGUGCAUGGUGUCGGUGGUCCUCUACUUCCUCGUCUACACCGUCGCCAACGUGCCUGUCAGCCACGAGAAGAGGUCGCUGACAGAAGAUGAAGAUCGGACAAACGAGACGAGAGCGGAGGGAGAGCUGCCCCUGUGUCCCAGGAAACCGACAUUCUUCAUCACCAAAGUUCAGAUCAACACGACACCUAUAGAGUUUCCAGAACUGAACAAUGCGUUUCCCGACAUGCAGCCGGGUGGCAUCUUCAAGCCCAAGCACUGCAGGGCUCGUGCCAAGACCGCCGUCAUCUUCCCUUACCGAGACCGCGAGCGCAACCUCCUCCUCGUCCUCCUCAACCUCAUCCCUUUCAUGAUGGCGCAGAACCUCGAAUUCCAGAUAUUCGUCGUAGAGCAGGUUCCGUGGUUCGAUUUCAACAAGUGCAUGAUUAUCAAUAUUGGAUUCGUGGAGGCGUUGAAGGCUCAAAAGUUUGACUGUUUCGUAAUCCACGACACAGACUUCGUUCCGAAAGACUACAGAAACUACUACUACUGUGGAAACCAACCUCGCCACCUGGUGGUUGAUCGCAGUGACAGAGCGAAAAGAGGACUGGGCUACUAUCGAUAUUUCGGAGGCGCCAUUUUAGUAUCACGUGAGCAGUGGGAAUCCAUCAACGGCUGCUCGAACAUGUACUGGGGAUGGGGCAACGAAGAUGACGACAUGUACAUGAGAUUUAUUGCAGAAGGCUACACGAUAGCUCGGUACCCGAUUAAAAUCGGGGCUUAUAUGGCCUUGGAGCACGAGACCCAGACAAAAAACAUGAAGAGGAGAGCUAUAUUUGACGCCAAUACCAAACGAAUGCACGAGGACGGACUCAACACGUUGCAGUACCGAGUGCUUAAAUACAACGCUACUAAUGUUGCAGCGUGGAUGAUGGUGGAGCCGACACCACCACCCAACAACACCGACAGUCGUAAGCAGCCCUCGGUUCCCAAACCUGCAGAGGUGGCUGCCGAAAGGUCAGACCGUGUCAUGGCUGCCGAAAGGUCAGAGCGUGUCAUGGCCGCCGAAAGGUCAGACCGUGUCAUGACCGUCGAAAGGUCAGAGCGUGCCAUGGAUGAAGAAGCAAUUCCGAGGAACGCACUUACAGAACGUUUUUUUCUCGACAGGCAUCCGAAGCGCACCUCUAAGAACAAGCGCAGAUCGAAAAAAAGAAAAGGUCUGCGCCGUUAAUUUUUUGUUUUAAAGGAGGUUUUGUAACUGCUACAAUGGAAGAAGACAGAAGAUGAGAGAGUAGAUGUAUACAUACUCAUUCACAAUAGUUCAAGGGGGAAAGAGAGGAACCAUCAAUGCCAAUAGCCUUCAAUUGAAAGCGGACCAUCCCGCUUCCCCUUCCCCCCACGAACAAGGAUUUGUUUUUCGGUAUUCAGAUAUUGGGGAGAAGAAAAAACACAUUAACCGCUUGAAAAAAUUAUAGCUAUGCAAAUAUUUUACUGAUGUUUAGAUGACGGUUACAUUUUGGUCAUGUAGUGUAACUGAAACCCAUUGAAAUCAUGUGUAAAUAUCUCACCUGAGCCCUGACAAUGCAGGAAUGAACUGGUGGUUGAGGUUAAACACGUGUGUGUGUGUGUGAGAGAGAGAGAGAGUGUUGUGAGCGUGCGUGUGCGAACUUCCUAUGCAAUGUCAGUGUGUAUGUAUGCGUGAUUGUCGUCGCAUCAGCGUUCGCAUGUACUUAUAUCCUGUUCACCUGUAUCCAUACAUUGCAAUAUCACAGUUUCGUUUCACAUCUGCGGGAAUCCCAUUCAUGAUAACAUUGAAGACUUGGUCGAUUGUAUGUACUCAAGAGAAGGGUAAUCCACUUAAUAUUGCAAUCUCAUUUACGUAUCCAAUAUACAAUAUACAAUCUAAUUACAUAUUAUAGGGUAUCAGCCGUAAAUCCGUAUUCUUUGCGCCAGUCGCUAUGUGUAACCUAUGUUGUAAUCUGAAAAUGGUGUUAAUAGCUGGAAAUUGCAGAGUAUGUUUAUGUAUUAAAUUAUGUGGUCACUGUAAAGCAUUUCUUUUUUUUUUUCUUAUUAUAGUUUCUAUUUACGUACUUUUCUCAGAAUCGCUUCUGAAGUGAACUGAUUUACCAACACCAUAGUCAAUGGUUCAUGGCUACGAAAAGAUUGCUUUAUAUUUAUUUUGUCACUAACUACUGAAUGGCCGAAAGUGGUUGAAGAAAGAGUUCCCGAAAGAAAGCAUUCGUUCUUGAAAUUGUUCUACAAUGUUCAGAAAUGAAGAAAAGUUUCCAUAUGAAGUUCACUGCAGUCAACUGAAAAAAAACAAGUUCACUUAAUGCGUUUACUUAUAAUAUUAUGGCUUGUUUGCGAUUUAAAAAUGUUUGGUGACCAUUAGAACUUCAUGCAGACUAUACGAGUCGAAACUUCUGAAUUAUUUUGUUGUUUGUCCACUGCGAGUUGCCUAACACAACUCUGUCUCUUGUAAAACAUUUAAAGGCCGUUCCACACAGUCAAAGAAAAUAUCUUGACCUGUAGAGAAAUACCACAAGGCAAACAUCGAUAAUCAGUGAUGUGAGCAGUGACCCAGUGGACCCAGGAGAUCGCCACAGCAAACCAUAGUUUCAUCCUUUCUUCAUUGUCAGCGUGUUCGUCCUCGUCCUCGUGCAUUCGUCAGCGCCGUCACGCGCCAGCGAUGAUAGUCAUGCAUCGACGCUCGCAGUUAUGAUGUGUGUCGAGAGAAUUGAGCCCCAAGCACACACCGUGACUAAAUGAAAAUCAAGCAGCGAGGGGGAGGAGGAGGUAGAUGAGGUCCCACCCACCACAUGUUACGAAAUUCUCAUAUAGUUUGGUUGAGAUUUUGCUCUCCCUCCUUCCCUUACAAAUUCUUCUCAUAGAGGAGGAGGAAGAGGAGAAGAAGAAAGAGGAUAAAAGGUGGAAUCUACGUAUGCACCGACUAAGGAUCAGGUUUUAAAUAAAUUAUAUCAGGUUUUUUUGCAGACAGAAUACUGCCUUUUCAUGGCAUGAUUCAAAACAUAGAAGCCGGCUUUAGAACAUCAAUUGAAAACUUCAUUGAAAUAUUAAGAAAAUUGAAGUAUCUAUACAGUAUUUUAUGUUAUUUAAAAGAAAAAAAAAUACACAGCAUGCUAUCAUUUGACUCUGGUUUGACACGAGUAAGCAGGACUAACAACCUAAAGAAUCUCACAAAGAGACAAAAUACACUAAAAGUAAAGGUAUGAGUGAUAAUUUUACAAAGUAGCAAGUGACAAGUUUUGAAAAAAAAAAAGCUUAACGUUUGCAUUUGGCGGCUG
Pomacea canaliculata is the source of this 5703-nucleotide messenger RNA. RefSeq names its product beta-1,4-galactosyltransferase 6-like. Bases 2376 to 3629 code for a protein of 417 amino acids. The transcript has 6 exons. NCBI's taxonomy places the organism in Eukaryota, Metazoa, Mollusca, Gastropoda, Architaenioglossa, Ampullariidae. Gene Ontology annotation, molecular function: N-acetyl-beta-glucosaminyl-derivative 4-beta-N-acetylgalactosaminyltransferase activity. The record is from RefSeq and is a predicted model, not a curated record. Gene Ontology annotation, biological process: glycosphingolipid biosynthetic process; carbohydrate metabolic process.